AUGUUAUCCCUUCUUUUGCUGGCAUUGCCGCUAUCGGCCGCCGCCACGCAGAUGCAGGCCAUUCUACAUAACACCCAUCGCGGCGACAAUUAUCAUUAUCCUACGGAUCUGACGAGGGGGAUCUUGCCGAUCCCUGUCCAUUCCCACAAUGACUAUUGGCGGGAUAUUCCGUUCUAUACUGGCCUCUCCAACGGGUGUAUGUCCACCGAAGCAGAUGUGUGGCUGUACAACGACACCCUCUACGUCGGCCAUGACGAGUCUUCUCUAACGCACGAGCGUACCCUGGAGUCGCUCUACAUCAAUCCCAUCCUAGACGUCCUAGAGCGUCAGAACCCGCAGACGCCCUUCGUCACCUCCCCUACGAAGAACGGGGUCUUCGACACCGACACCGCGCAAACACUCUAUUUCUUCAUCGACGUGAAGACAUCCGGUCCGGAGACCUUCCAGGCCGUGAUAUCAGCGCUCGAGCCGCUCCGUCAACAGGGCUAUCUCACCACGCUCAAGAACAACAAGACGCUCACGACUGGUCCGGUGACCAUCAUCGGCACGGGAGACACGCCACUCAGCAUGGUCGGCCCCGUGGAGGAUCGGGAUUACUUCUACGAUGCCAAACUCGAGUCCCUUGACGAGCCCGAGAACGCGGCGAUCACGUCACUGAUUUCGCCGAUCGCGUCGACCAGCUUUAAAGACGCCGUCGGCACGGUGAAUCUCGGGCUCCCCACCGGGGUCAAGCUGACCAUUCGCCAUGUCUCGUCAACGCCCACCCCGUGCGCCGCGCUGUACGCCGCUCCACCAGGCGAAGAACCCGAGCCGACCUUCUGCGAAAACCACUUCCUGUCCGUGUCCGUGCCCGUCGAGUCUGACGAGUCCGGCACCGCCGAUCUCAUCGUCUUCGGCAUCGAGGUGCUCGUCUACAGCGCCGCGCAUCUCACCACCAUCUUCGUCUCCAAGGCCGACUCCACCGGCUACCUGGACCAGCUGAAAAAGGUCGCGCCCAAGGCGUCCCUCCUCCGUCGCAUCUCCCACACCUUCCUGGCCUACCUCGUGCGCACCCGCCAGCGCCCAGGCGUCCGCCUCCUCCUCUCGCUCUUCGCGCGUGCCCAGAACCAGUACCUCUUCCCGGGGAGCAUCGAGAACCCGAACAAGCAUGUCCUGGACGACAGGGGUCUGAUAAAGUGGUGGUGUCGCGCGGUGGACCCCAUCCUGCGGGAGUACGAGCCCGAAUCAGGGUCGGACGAGAAGGGGGUUUUAGAAUCCGCCCGCAACUCCGCAACGGCCUUUCUGAUCGUCCCCGGCUGCGACCGGUUCGAAACCCGCGGCUUCUUCCCUCCCACUGCGAAAUCCGAUGACAAGGAUCGCCCGCGCUGGCUGAACAGCUAUCCGCUCAAGCAGCUCUGCGAUAACCCCCGUGCGCCGCCGCGCUGUCUGGUCCCGCGCUUUCCUGACGACCCCAAGACCCGGUUCUUGACUGAUCUUGAUGAUGAGCUACCCCGGACGGCCCAGUCGGGCCAGUGGCGCAGCGUCCGGUCGCUGGAUCAGUUCUGGGAAAUGAUGUCCUUCCGACAGGAGUGCUCGGCGGGUAGGCUGGUUGGGUUCCUGUGGCUGGUCAUUAAUCCCCCGGGGAUGGUCAAUUCGGUCCAGAUGACUAGUUCGCGACCGAUGCCUAUCGAGACAGCGUCGGCAACGGCACCGUCCACGGGAGACAAAUCGCAGUCGACCGAAUUGACCCCCGCGGAUUCCCAUCCCGUACCACCACAACCAUCACAGACACCUCCAUCAGAACUCCCCCACGACUCCUCCAAACCUACAAAAGACCCCUCUCCAACAGCAGAGAAACCCCCCCAAGCCCCGACCACAACCACCGAAACCAACCCAUUCUUCUGGCCCGCAGAAGGAAGGGGCCACGCCGUCCUCAGCGAAGAAGACUACAAAACAGCCAUCAACUUCCUCCUCGAUCAAGACUUCUUCAACGAAGAGGUCUCCAUCGCCAGCAGCAAAGCAUGGGCCGACAAAGUAGCCUCCCUAACGGACGAACUAUGGGUUGGGCAGCAGGUCGUCGGAAAACAGACACCCACCACAGCAGCAGACUCCGAGUCGGUCGUGCCAGGCGCGCCAACGCCCACUGCUGAGCCCAGCGGCAAUGUGCUAGCUCAGGGACUGGUUCGCAAGCGAAAGAAGGUCGAGGAUGCACCACCGUCGUCGUCACCCCCACCCCCGCAGCCGUCGGCUUCGUCUGCGGCGUCUGAGGUCAAUGUCCUCCAGGGGAACCUCAUCCGGAAGAAGAAAAAGAAGACAUAG
Aspergillus candidus is the source of this 2298-nucleotide messenger RNA. RefSeq lists its product as uncharacterized. The record is from RefSeq and is a predicted model, not a curated record. The coding region runs from base 1 to 2298 and encodes 765 amino acids. Gene Ontology annotation, biological process: lipid metabolic process; DNA damage response. The transcript has 8 exons. Gene Ontology annotation, molecular function: histone H3K56 acetyltransferase activity; phosphoric diester hydrolase activity. Lineage: Eukaryota; Fungi; Ascomycota; Eurotiomycetes; Eurotiales; Aspergillaceae. Gene Ontology annotation, cellular component: nucleus.